Molecule: messenger RNA, 1845 nt
Organism: Rhincodon typus (whale shark)
Lineage: Eukaryota; Metazoa; Chordata; Chondrichthyes; Orectolobiformes; Rhincodontidae
Product: tRNA methyltransferase 9B (putative)
Exons: 3
Coding region: 1-1356 (451 amino acids)
Biological process (GO): tRNA wobble uridine modification
Cellular component (GO): nucleus; cytoplasm
Molecular function (GO): S-adenosylmethionine-dependent methyltransferase activity; tRNA binding
Source: RefSeq, a predicted model, not a curated record
AUGGAAAUAGAAGCCAUUCAGUUGGAAGAAGCCCAUGUUCAUAAUGUUUAUAAGCAAACAGCACCAUACUUCAAUGAACUCCGAAGCAAGGCGUGGCCCAGUGUCCGACAGUUUCUCCUGGACCAAAAACCAGGCAGCCUUAUUGCUGAUGUUGGUUGUGGGAUUGGAAAGUAUCUUACUGUUAACAGCCAGGUUUAUAAGUUGGGCAGUGAUUAUUGCAGUCCAUUGGUGGAGAUUGCCAAAAGACAUGGACACGAAGUCAUGGUUUGUGAUAACCUAAUUCUCCCGUACAGGGAUCAGUGUUUUAAUGCAAUCAUCUCUAUUGGAGUGAUUCACCAUUUCUCAACAAAAGGCAGACGUAUCCGAGCAAUAAAAGAAAUGACAAGGACUUUGCACCGUGGAGGACAAAUGAUGAUUUAUGUGUGGGCAAUGGAACAAAAACACCGCCACUUUGAAAAACAGGACAUCUUUGUUCCUUGGAACCGAUCCUGGUGUUCUCGACCGUCAUCGGAGUCCGGUCAAGGCCACAACAAGCCCAUGGCUGUGAACACAGUCAAAGCACAAGAUAAAGAUCAAUUGAAAACAGCUCCAACUGAGGCCAGUGCAAUGUUGCCUCUCAGGCAGGAUCAACACACCACACUUUCGUACAGAACUGACAAUUACACCUUGUUAGAAAACUGCUGCUCCAGGAUGUGUGAAGAUCAAGAGCAUCGAUUUUACAAGAAUCUAGGAAAAUCACUUCGUUCAUGGUUCUUCUCCAAAUCACUUGAUGAGGCUGCAAUGCAGACACACAUCGAUCACCUUAAAUCAAUGAGGAAAUCACCAGAGCUCAUCCACAAAUGGAGAAACAACUUACAGCCGGUGGGGAAUUUGACGUUAUCUUCUAGGCACUGCAGUUUGGAUGGGGAUUGUCCACCAUUAAUGAAGAGAGACAGUUUUGAAGAUGAAGUAUUCACUGAAAAUCCAAACCAUAAAGAAUCGCAGUGGUUGGAGAGUAAUUUGAAAGAGAAAAAUGGGAGCCAAAGUGAAUCCUACAGACACGAACUAAAUCCUUACCAGGCUAACAGACAGAUUUUUGAGAAAAAUGAUGAAGCAACAAGAUCCAAGGGAAGUACAAGUCCUUUUAAAAGGACUUCCACAAUAGAAUCACCAGAUUCUGUGAUUGACAGUACUAGAUCUGUAGCUUUGGAUGAUAAGCAGGAGGAAUUUGCAGACGCUACAGAAUUCAUGAGAUAUUAUCAUGUCUUCAGGGAAGGAGAAUUGGCUCAGCUAAUUAACGAGAAUGUACAUGAACUUCAUAUCCUCAGUUCUUGUUAUGAUCAUGGUAAUUGGUGUAUUAUAGCAGAAAAAGAAUGAUGUGCAGAGAUUAUGAACUGACACACAUAUAUUCAAUACAGAAGCUUGGGUGGCAACUCUUUAAUCCACUAAAUGUUAAUCACACAUUGCAACAAGACUGUUUGUAAUUAUUGCUAUGGCCAUGAUAAGCACAAUAUUGACUAUGUUAAACAUUGAUAAUGCUAAAAAUUUAAUUACAAGGCCCAGUUAUUUGUGCAGUUGAAUAUUACAGAUACAAUUGGAUAGUAUUUUCAUCAUAUGUUCUCAUGGGUGCUACUUGAAUUGAGGCAAAGCAUGAGUGCAGACAGUGCUAACAAGGUAGUGGGUGUUAAAACGACCAUUUCCAUUUUGUUUAUAGGAUACAUUUUAGGGCCAAGCAGUAAUAUGUUAUAAGGACAUUGAAACAUACCACCUCACAAGGGCAAAGAGACUUUACCCAUCAACAGUAAUGUCACAAUAACCCUGGUCUCAGGAGUUGCAUUGGACUAACUAUCCCCCACGCAGUGAGAA